GGAAACGACAGGAAAGAUGUGCUGCAGAAACACAAUACCUACAGCUUAGACACAGCUAAGAAGAAAGACAAGACAAGUUUAUAGUAUAGGUGCAAGGAAAGUUAAACAGCAGCAUAAAGUUCAGGUGCAUUCAGAGACAGAUUUCUCAUACUUGUUCCAAACCAUGAGCCCAAAGAACCACAGUGACUUAGAUCCAGUUUUGGAAACAUCUGCACUAAAAUACAGAGAAGCCUCACGACUUAAAGUGACCUCUGCUGUUGUCAUCCUCGUUUUUGUUGCGCUUGCUGUUUUCCUUGGACUGAUAAUUACACAUUUUGUUGCCAAGACCCAAACUAUGGAUGAGACAUUACAACUGGAAGGUAUUAUUUAUGACAUCUGUUUACAGGACAAGUCUUCAGAGUACCAUAAAAUGCUGACAGCAGCUCUGCAGCAUUUGUUAAGAGAUAUCUUCAGAAUCAGCGGGCUGGAGAGCAGCUACAUUGGAAGUGCAAUUCUUCAGUAUGGAAACCGAAACACCACUGUAGUGGCCAAUGUUCGCCUAACAUUCACUGCAGACAAAUCAUGGACUCGCAACUCAACCACGUAUAAUGCUAUCCUCAGGCAAGGUCUGAAAGCAGUAAGUAGAAAUGCUGGAAUCGUCCUGGCUGGCUAUGGGAAUAUUACUGCAGCUGUUCUCACUGGUGCAACAUCCCAUUACAAAAUAGAAAAAAAAUCUGGGGCCUGCCCUAGAAAUGCAUAUGUUUGCAUCAAUUCUCUUUGCAUCACUAAAGUAAACCCGGAGUGUGACAACAGUGCUGACUGCACAGAUGGCUCGGACGAAGCAAACUGCAAAUGUGGGAGCAGACCUGCCAUGAUGCAGGCAAACAGAAUCGUAGGGGGAACAGAUGCUUCCAAAGGGGAAUUCCCCUGGCAAGUCAGUCUUAGAGUUGAAAACGAACACUACUGCGGUGCAACAGUAGUCAGUGAAAUCUGGCUACUGUCUGCGGCCCACUGCUUUGACUAUUUCCCAAAUCCAGCAGAAUGGAAAGCAUAUAUUGGGACAACCCUGCUGAGUGCUACAGACAGCAGUGCAGUUAAAGCUGAUAUUCAAACGAUUGUACGUCACCCAUCCUACAACUCUGAUACCUCAGACUACGAUGCAGCACUGCUGCGGCUCUCAUCACCCCUUACGUUUAACAAGUACAUUCAGCCAGCUUGUCUGCCUUCAGCUGUCCAUGUUUUCUCGGCUGGGAAGAGCUGCAUCAUCUCAGGAUGGGGGUACCUCAAGGAAGGCAACCCUAAUAAGCCAGAGAAUCUGCAAAAGGCAUCUGUAACCAUAAUUGAACAGACAAAAUGCAACACUCUGUACCACAACGCCAUCACAGACAGAAUGAUGUGCGCUGGAUUCCUACAAGGAGCUGUUGACUCUUGUCAGGGUGACUCUGGUGGUCCAUUAGUUUGUGAGGAAGCCUCUGGUAGAUUUUUCCUGGCUGGUAUUGUAAGCUGGGGUAUUGGCUGUGCCCAGCCUGGGAAACCAGGUGUCUAUUCCCGAGUGACAGAGGUGAGAGACUGGAUCAUUAACACAAUGGCAGAAUUAUCGGAGAUGGUGCCCACCACUACGUUUAUACCUCCGCCUGUCCUCCCAACAACCACUGCUACUGCUGCUGCUCAGCUUACAACAACCACAACAUAUUCAAGUACUGCAGGCCCCACAAGUGUGUCUACAAGUAUAUCAACAGCAAUGAUGGCGCUAACGUCUAAUGUAGUUACUACAACACCCACAAUCAAUAUAGCUGCUGCAACAACAAUUCAUACAACUGCCACAACUCCUGUAAUAACUGCACUUUUGGUAGGAACAACCACAAGUCAUUUAACAACUGUGACUUUUUCACCUACUACAAGUCAUGUAAGCAUAACAGCUUCAACAGCAAAAACAACUCAUGCAAUAGCUUUGGAUGUGGCAACUAUCAUAGCUCAUCUAACUACCACAACCUCAAAAACUGCUUUGACUUUGAUUUCUACAACUACUACAUCUGCAAAGCCAACAACCAGCACCACUGCAAAAGCAACCAAGACAACAAGUAGUGCACAAACCAAAAUUACUAAACCUGUCACAGCAGUUAUCAAAACCAUGAAGCCUACCACAAGUACAAAACCAUUUAAACCUAUUGCAACUAUUGCAGCUAUUAAAACCAUGAAACCUACCUCUGCCAGAACUGUGAAACCUGUGAUGGCUUUUUGGCCUAGCACAAUAUCAGCAGCUAUCAAACCAAUGAAGACUACCAGCAUGCCAGUAUUUACGAAAACUGUGAAAGCAACCACAGGCACAGCAGCUGCCACGACCAGAAAGCCUGCAGUGGUAGCAGUAUCUUGUACAAGCUCCACAUUCAAGUGUUUAGACAAGACCUGCAUCAGGAAGUUAAAUCCCGAAUGUGAUAGCACUGAUGACUGCACUGACGGAUCUGAUGAACGCUACUGCAACUGUGGAAAUACUCCUGCUGUAACUGCCAAUAAAAUAGCAGGUGGGUAUUCUGCAGCUCGUGGGGAGUGGCCCUGGCAGACUGGUCUUCACCUGAUUCGCCGAGGACAUAAGUGUGGAGCGACUCUAAUCUCAGAAAGCUGGCUGCUUUCAGCAGCUCACUGUUUUGACUAUUACAGAUUUCCAAGGAAUUGGGUUGCCUACCUGGGUACUCUGCACCUGGCUGAAACUAACGGCACCAAGAUGACAGUACGCCGCAUCAUCACCCAUCCCUUCUACAACAGCUUCAGCUUAGACUAUGACGUGGCUCUUAUCGAGCUGUACGUGCCAAUAACAUUCUCCAGCACGAUUCAGCCCAUCUGCCUUCCUGCCCCGACUCAUUCCUUUCCUGCUGGAACAAAGUGCAUCAUCACAGGGUGGGGGUCCACCAAAGAAGGAGGUCAAAAGCCUACGAAGCUACAAGAGGGCAUAGUGCAGAUCAUUGGAGAUGAUUUUUGUCACAAGUCAUACCCCUACCAGAUAACCAAGAGGAUGAUGUGUGCUGGCUUCAUGAAAGGAGGAACUGAUAGCUGCUGGGGUGAUGCAGGUGGUCCUCUGGCCUGCAGAGAAUCCUCAGGGAAAUGGUUUUUAGCUGGGCUGACAAGCUGGGGCUAUGGCUGUGGAAGACCCAACUACCCAGGAGUCUACACCAAAAUCACAGAGGUCAGAGACUGGAUAAAGCAGUACAUCUCCUUCUGAACAUAUCGAUUCAACUCAGGGAAAUAUGGGGGUGCUGUGAAUGGCUGCAGGGUUUCAAAAUGGAUGACUCAAUAAAAUUAUCCGUUGCUGAAAAUGCUGCACAUCAACAAUCAUACAUGAUUAAUCCAUUGAAUCUGAUUUGACAGAGCAUUCUCACUAUGACUGCUGGAGUGAAUGAAGAAAGUGAAUCCAGCAGCAGUAUUCAUGUUUCAUACCUAUAAAGGCAAAAAUGUUAUGCAACAGCUGAUGCUUCUAAGGACCUUGAUGCUACUGCAAAGUCACCAGUUUUAUUUUUAAAGCCAAAUACAGAACUCAAGUGAUUUGUUUUUCUUGUUUUUAAGACACAUGGAAAGUCAAGAUUUACAGAACAAAUGUGAUUGUAAAUAACAAACCAUACAAAUAUUCAAAUAAUUUGAUUAUUUCAUUGUAAUUUAGCAGUGUGAUGUGAAAAAGUAAAAGAUCUGUGGGUAUAUUUAUGUAUGUAUACUGGAAUAUACAUUGUGAUCAUGGGGUAAUGAUAUUCACAGGGGAUCAAAUGAAGCAAAGUUCAACCAUAUGGACCAAACUGUUUUUAGCCCACCAGAAUGUUUGACAGUCACCUUUCCAGUGCAAAUGCCAAAGGAAUAUAAAAGUGAUCACUUUUCAAUGUCAUAUCAAUAAGUCAUUAUAAAAUGUUCAGAAAAUUCAAAUUAUGCAAAGUAUAUAUAUAUAUAUAUAUGUUUUGGCCCCACUGCAUACCUUCCAUCAGACCAUCUGUUGUUUUACUCUGAUCAUCCCUAAUUUACUAGUCCCUGAUAUUAACCGUAUGGAGAUGGGAACCACAUCAGCUGUAGGCAGGUUGGGAAGGGACCAUGGAAAUCCACAGCAGAGCUUCCCGCCCUGUCCCUUAUGUUGUUGUGUAUGUGGGGAAUAUUUUGUAACACCUUAACUGGGCGGAUCUGUUGAUGUCAUUCAAAUUACCAUACAUAAUACCCAUUAACUCCAGCCCUAUAAUCUUUUGUUGAAUUUUAAUAGCCUUUAUUUCCUUAUGGUUGGUUACCAAAUCCCCAUUAUUGGAAGCGUGCCAAAACACAGGCAGAAAUUGCUUGUGUCUCGCCCAGACUGUUUGAGCUGACAGAAUGCCACUCCUUCCCACCCUUGCCCCCUCCAGCCUCUAAUCGGUCUUGGGUCAUCUGGGUGGCAGGACUUCCAUCCUUGUACACCCUGAAGCAGGGCUACUUAAUGACGUGCUGUCUGUGUGUUAAAGGGAAAAGUUCGGAAUACUGUCGUCAUGGUAGAAGGUCAAUAGUUUGCCAGUCCCUUACCUGGGAAUACAAUAUCACGUGCAGACAAUUCCUUAUUGAAGCAUUUGCUUAGCAUUUCAAAACAACAAAAUGUAACCAUACUUCAGCCCUGUGGUAAACAAUCCAUUCAUAUAUUGUACUUACCAGGUAAAUGCACCUGGCAUGCAAUAUUUGUUUUCUGGCACACUCUUAAUAACUACAAAAACUACAAUAAAAUAAGUUAGUUACAUGGCAUUCUGUCACCAUGAAAACAGCAACUGCAGUGGGGAAAAGUAUACGGAAUGGUGAUUUAGUAAAAGGUUACAUACUCUUUCUGACCGGGGGCUUUAUGGCUUCAGGACUCUAUUUACUAACCAAGCUAUACAUGUUCUACCUCCUGUGGAAAGAAGAUAUUACAAGUUUAAACGUGACUUUUGGGGGAAGA
This is a messenger RNA of Protopterus annectens (West African lungfish), 4903 nucleotides long. It is a transcript of the gene TMPRSS9, whose product is annotated as transmembrane serine protease 9. Gene Ontology annotation, molecular function: protein binding; serine-type endopeptidase activity. Bases 164 to 3196 code for a protein of 1010 amino acids. The record is from RefSeq and is a predicted model, not a curated record. The transcript has 16 exons. Gene Ontology annotation, biological process: proteolysis. NCBI's taxonomy places the organism in Eukaryota, Metazoa, Chordata, Ceratodontiformes, Protopteridae.